AUGAAUUUUCCAAUUGAAGAAUCUGAUAAUUCUACGAGUUCAGUUGAAGAUGGCAAGAUCAAGCAGACUCAACUUAAAAUUCAAUUUCACAGUACAAGAAAAGGGGAUCUCGAAACAAUCGAAUCCUAUGUGAAAAAAUUGAGAUCCAUAGCCAAUUCUGUAGCAGAAAUCGACAGUCCGAUCUCAGAUUCAGACAUGGUGUUGCAACUUCUUGCUGGUUUGCCUAUUCAAUACUUGCUCCUCAAAAACACAAUAUCAUCAAAGUGCCCUCUUCCCACUUUUGGAGACGCUUGUUUCAUGGUGUACAAGCAAGAAGGCAUAUUAUUAAAGGACCAGGAGGAGCAGUCGUCUUGUUUUCCAAAAGAGGAAUCGGAUAGUUCCAUUAAAGAUGAUCAAAUCCGGCGAGCCCAACUGCAAAUUCAAUUUCACGGAACCAGAAAAGAGGAUUUUCAGUCCAUUGAAGCCUAUGUGAAAAGAUUGAAGUCCAUCGCCGAUUCUCUAGCAGAAAUCGGCGAUCAGAUCUCAAAUACAGACAAGGUGUUGCAACUUCUUGCUGGUUUGCCUAUUCAAUACUUGCCCCUCAAAAACACAAUAUCAUCAAUGCGUCCUCUCCCCGAUUUUGAAGAAGCUUCUUCCAUGUUGUACAUGCAAGAGGACAAAUUAUUACAGGAUCGUGAGAAGAAAUUCAAAGCUGAUGCUGGUGGUGCUGGUGCUGGUGCUGGUGCAGAGCAAUCGUCUGGUUUGUUUACCGCAGAUACGUUCUUUACUGUAGUGGAUACAGUGGGUGUUGUUGUUGGUGCAGUUGGUGCAGUAGGUACUAUCUGCGCUGGAGUUGGUAUAUUGGGUACUGCCGUUGGUGCAGUUAGUACUGUGAAUGCAACCAGGAUGCUUGUAGGUAGUGCAAUAACUGUCGUUGUGGGCUGGAAAAUUUGGCAACGCAAGUAAUUUAUCUGGUUGAUUUCUCGUAUAAUCACUUAAAUAAUAAUAGUUGAAUUGUUAGUUUAGUUUAAA
Solanum verrucosum is the source of this 1011-nucleotide messenger RNA. RefSeq lists its product as uncharacterized. Bases 1 to 945 code for a protein of 314 amino acids. NCBI's taxonomy places the organism in Eukaryota, Viridiplantae, Streptophyta, Magnoliopsida, Solanales, Solanaceae. The record is from RefSeq and is a predicted model, not a curated record. The transcript has 3 exons.